This is a messenger RNA of Seminavis robusta, 881 nucleotides long. The record is from the annotation of a GenBank genome assembly. Lineage: Eukaryota; Bacillariophyta; Bacillariophyceae; Naviculales; Naviculaceae.
GAUUCACUGCAAGACAAAAGGUUAAGGCUCAUUUCUACAGCAGUAGUAUCAAUUGGUUGUUGAGGCCCCGAACCGUCUUCAAGAGAGGUUAACUUUUUUAAGAGGCAUCAUCAAGCAUCACAAGAACCCAAAGCAUCUUGCUUCUUGCCUUAUCCCAUUUCUACUUACAUUCUUUCUAUCAGACUGAUUCCAUCACCAUGACUGUUGCAGACUCUUUCAAAGGUGCACGCCGUCUCUCCGCCCGCAAUGAUGAAGUGCUUUCCUUUGAUGUUGGUGAUGACAGUGCCAAGUCGAUGGAGUACUGCCAGAAUUUGGCGAAGACAUUGAAUAACACGAGCCAGCUCCCCAAGGCUUGUGAGAAAUAUCCCAGCGUGGUUCAGGGAUUGGAAAAGAAAGCCGCUGAUGAAAAAUCCAAGCUCAACAAGGCUUUCACUGGAAUGUCUCCUGGACAAGCCCAGCGUGCCAAGGCCAACCGACUAAAGGGAGUUGAAACUCAGGCUCAGUUCCAACGACGCAUGACCCGCUCUCACAGAAUGUCGGGAUCCCACCGUGCUUAAGCAUUAUUUUCAUAGAGCCAUGGUGGUCGAUUAAUUUUCAUUCUGCGGUUGAUCCGGCAUCCACACACAAUCCAUCCUCCCACUACAACUAUUUCUACUACACAACCAGGGAGUCACCCCAACUGUCUUCUUCAGUCUACUACAAUAGGCAGGAAAAGUCCACUUGUGUGACUUGGCUGGGAUUCAUAUUUGAAUGGUUAAAUUUAGAUCGAUGGUUUUAUGGAAUCGAAUCUUGUUGGUGUCUGCUUUAUACGACGGAGCCACCGAUGGCCAACACAAAGAUCCGCGGUACACAACCGACAACAUGAAAAUGUCGCAAAUUCA